Messenger RNA from Cryptotermes secundus, 1497 nucleotides. RefSeq lists its product as uncharacterized. The coding region runs from base 129 to 1334 and encodes 401 amino acids. Gene Ontology annotation, cellular component: nuclear body. NCBI's taxonomy places the organism in Eukaryota, Metazoa, Arthropoda, Insecta, Blattodea, Kalotermitidae. The transcript has 4 exons. The record is from RefSeq and is a predicted model, not a curated record. Gene Ontology annotation, biological process: positive regulation of DNA-templated transcription.
CCGGUGUGAUGUAAAUAGCUUUCGUAGCUAGCCUAGGUGUAGUCAGGCGUUUCAUUCGGUAGUAACAUUGCGCACAUUUCACACACAUCUGUAGAUUUGUUGGUCAUUAACGGUCAUUAAUACUCAGGAUGCAAAUGAACGAACAUAAAUACAUGUGGAACCACGCAGGAACUGCGCUUUUAAUUUCGAUUUGGUCGGAUGGUUCAAUUCAAAAACAACUUCGAGCUACUCUCAGAAACCAGCCUAUAUGGGAUGGCGUUGCACGAUAUAUGAUGAGAAAGGGAUUUCGCGUAAAUGGGAAGCAAUGUCGUACGAGAAUAAAAAAUAUUCUAGUUCGCUACAGGGAAGUAAAGAAAACUGGAAACUUUAAUGGAAGUGGCAUUGAACCGUUUUACAAUGACGUAGAUCGUGUGAUGACAGCUAGAAACAUGCAAACAUCUGCAGAUACUUCAUCUCGUAGUGUGCCUUCUACAGAUCCAUUGGGACCUAAAGAACAAAAAUACAAUUAUCAGAAGUCCAACGAAUAUACUGACCAGGAAAUGGUACAAGUGAAUAUCAAAUCGGAACAAAAUUCACCGCCGACUAUAUCAGAUGAUAGCACACAAGAAUUACAAGAUCUCUCUCAGGAUUCUGCAAACCAGCAAUUUUUCCAAGGUCUUGAUGUCACAUUGGACGAUGACCAAUCAUCCUCUUCCAUACAUAUGACGUCAUCCGCAAUCCGAAGUUCACCUUUGUCAUUCCUCCAAUCAGAUGAUGCAACUGCAGUUUGUGAUGGAAAAGUACAUCUCAUGCAAGAAAAUGGUCAUUCACCUGUACAGCGGGAUUCACUACAUUCUGACUCCCAAUCCAACAAUGAUGCAAGGAUAAUAGAUUGGUCUUCCCGUCAAAGUACAAUGCUACGAUUGGAACGGCUAGUCAUGCGUGCUAUUCACGCUCAAACUGAAGCUGUUACAAAGGUCUUAAGUGCACAAAGUGAGCUGUUCACACAGAUGGUGGAAGCUGAUAGGAAGCGACAAGCAAGAAUGGAAAUUAAAUUGGACCGUUUACUUGAACGACUAGAUCAGAGUCUGUCUUCUGUAUCAGCAUCAAUGGCUGUCAAUAAAUCGAUUGACAAGAACAGGGAACAAGAUGCACAACUUAAUCGGUUAUUAGACAGGCUUGACUGGGCUAUACCUCAUGUACUUCCUACAGCUGCUUCCAUUCAGUUUGAGAUAAGCAAAAGAAAUCAAGAGUCAAAGCUAGACAGUCUUCUAGACAAAUUAGAUAGAUUACUUCCAACUCUGAAUCCACAGGUAUUUAAAGGUCAACAGACAUCAGAAUAUCCAUUGGAAUAGACACAUAAUAUGCACAAGUAGUAGGUUGGUCCUUGAGUAGGUUUACUAUAGAUUUAGUCGAUUUGUGUUACAUUUAUUGUAAAUUAAGGCUGUUUUCUCAUAAGACAUUAAUAAAGAGGACAUGAAGGUAUGGACUGGAUUCAUAUGACUCACAACAGACUGA